AUGUAUCAGAAGACGAGGCCGAAGCCAAGUUCGCAGAGUCGCCAUCGCGUGGAAUCGAUCGAUGUGACUGCGUAUCACCCACUGCUUCGAUCGUUCAUUCCCGAUUCGGAGAGCCAGCUGGACUCGUUUCGGAAAGAAGUUCAUGCGUAUCGUCCAACCGCUACGAUCUGGGAGAUUCGGCACAACAAGGAGCAGGCGGCUGUUAUGCAGAAGAAACGACGAAUGCAUCAGUGGUCGAUCCAGCAAACGCAGGAAAAGGAAGUUCAGAAACGUGCCGACUCGAAGAAAGGCUGA
Messenger RNA from Blastocystis hominis, 294 nucleotides. RefSeq lists its product as hypothetical. NCBI's taxonomy places the organism in Eukaryota, Bigyra, Opalinata, Blastocystidae. The transcript is spliced from 2 exons. The coding region runs from base 1 to 294 and encodes 97 amino acids. The record is from RefSeq and is a predicted model, not a curated record.